This is a messenger RNA of Hemiscyllium ocellatum (epaulette shark), 642 nucleotides long. It is a transcript of the gene rs1a, whose product is annotated as retinoschisin 1a. Bases 1 to 642 code for a protein of 213 amino acids. The transcript has 5 exons. NCBI's taxonomy places the organism in Eukaryota, Metazoa, Chordata, Chondrichthyes, Orectolobiformes, Hemiscylliidae. The record is from RefSeq and is a predicted model, not a curated record.
AUGGUAAAUGAUGAAGAGACUUUGGGGAGGCAGGAGAAUGAAAAUCUACAACAGUCAUGCAACAAGACUUGCAAAUGUGAUUGCAAGGAUGGACCCAACACAAUUUGGGGAAUGGCACCAGGAUCCUCAAUGCUAGAAUGUAUGCCAGAGUGUCCUUAUCACCGAGCUCUUGGGUUUGAAUCUGGAGCUGUAACAGAAGACCAGAUAGGUUGUUCCAAUGAAGACCAAUAUACAGGAUGGUAUUCCUCAUGGAUGCCAAACAAAGCAAGACUCAACAGUCAAGGUUUUGGGUGCGCAUGGCUGUCAAGGUAUCAAGAUAAUCAGCAAUGGCUUCAGAUUGACCUGAAGAUGAUCAGAGUUAUUUCUGGCAUCAUUACUCAAGGACGAUGUGAUGCUGAUGAAUGGAUGACAAAGUACAGUGUUCAGUACAGAUCUGACGAAACCUUUAAUUGGGUUUACUAUAAAGACCAGACUGGAAACAAUCGGGUAUUUUAUGGGAAUUCAGACAGAACAUCAUCUGUGCAGAAUUUUCUGCGCCCUCCAAUUGUUGCUCAAUACAUCAGGAUUAAGCCCUUGGGCUGGCAUGUUCGGAUCGCUAUCAGAAUGGAGCUGCUUGAAUGCAUGAAUAAAUGCCAGUCAUAA